Molecule: messenger RNA, 1271 nt
Organism: Prosopis cineraria
Lineage: Eukaryota; Viridiplantae; Streptophyta; Magnoliopsida; Fabales; Fabaceae
Product: ATP-dependent Clp protease ATP-binding subunit CLPT1, chloroplastic
Exons: 6
Coding region: 219-944 (241 amino acids)
Source: RefSeq, a predicted model, not a curated record
GGAAAGCCAACUCAACUCCGAUAAGUGAAGGGACAAUCAAGAGGGCUCAACCACUGUUCGAGCUUGGAACGUCUCUGCCAGAGCUGUCCUUCCCUAUCCCUGAACACCGCUGAAAAUCCAUGACAAACGGCAUACGCACUCACCCAAACCCACUAGAGAGGCUCUCUGUCUAACUCGCUCUCUCCCUCUCUACCCCGCUCUCUCUGGGUUUUGCUCUAAUGGCCGCCAUUCCCACGCUCUCGCCCUCUCUACCCACAAUUUCUCUUCAGGCUUCUCCUUCUUCAGCGUCUUCAAAGCCAAACCACGUACAAUUACCUUCUGCUCUCGCUCUGAGCUCUCUUUUCGGUACCAGAAUCGCGAUUCAAACUUCAAGUUCAUAUCGUUUCCUUCCCCAUGGCAAGUCUUGCCGUGCGACAUCCGCCACUGUGUCUCUUAGUCUCCCAUACACGAAACCCCCGGCGGCCACUCCUGAGAAUCUCCCAAAAUGGUCAGCAAGGGCGAUCAAAGCAUUUGUAAUGGCGGAAUUGGAAGCAAGGAAGCUCAAGUAUCCCAACACAGGAACAGAAGCCCUUGUUAUGGGUGUUUUAGUAGAAGGAACAAGUAAAGCUGCAAAGUUCUUACGGGCUAAUGGAAUCACUCUUCUCAAAGUACGGGAGGAAACUCUAGAGCUUCUUGGGAAAUCUGACAUGUAUUUCUUUAGUCCUGAGCAUCCUCCAUUGACUGAACCAGCUCAGAAAUCCAUUGACUGGGCUGUUGAAGAGAAAUUAAAGUCUGGUGAAGGUGGGGAAAUAACCGUGAGUCAUUUGCUUCUAGGAAUUUGGUCACAAAAAGAAUCAGCUGGUCACCAGAUCCUGGCUGCUCUAGGUUUCAAUGAUGAAAAGGCCAAAGAAGUUGCUACAUCAUUGAACGGUGAUGUUGAUUUGAGCUUCAAGAAGCAAACUUAAGAAGUUUCUUGCAGUAACUUAUUGAGGUUGCAAAUAAACUACACUCUCUUUAUCAGUGCGAGUUUGCCAACGAAGUAUCUGAAUGAGGUCCUUUUAAACAUUUCGAUUCCAAAUUCUGCUUUACGCCAAUUGGAGGCUCUGCAGAUUUUCAGUAUUCCUACCGGUUUUUGGGGAAUUCAAGAACUCAGGCUAUUCUAGUUAUGAGUAGUCCCUACUUAACUCUCCCCGUUACUGUAACUUUCAUCCCUUCUUUUGGUUUUACUGAAUUAGUUAUAUAACUGGUUGAAGCCUUCCUCAUAUUUAAGCCAUCCUUGUUGCUUCUUAAAA